AAACUGCAGAAAGAGGAAACAGCCACAAACCAGAGAGAAAACAGAGGCAGAGAAGUGGAUUCUAUAACAAGUACAAUAGACUUAUUACAAAAGAUUAUAAAGAUUCAAAAAAUUAAUUCAAUAGCAGACAAAAGUUUUUGAGAAGAUCAGUGAAGCUUUAGUUCAGUACAGAAUGAAGAAUUUCUUUUCCUUCAUCACCUUCUACCUGAUCUCAGGUUCAGUGCACUGCUUUGAUGUGAUCAGUUAUCCUGGAGGUCGUGUCAUAAUUAACUUCAAAAAUCAAGCUUUCACGUCAUCUGUGUAUUUUUGCAAAUUUAAAGCAAACACCGAGUGUAAAGAAUUGAUAACAGCUCGGGUCUCAGAGUUAAACAACCUGAUUCAUAAGGACAGAAUUACUCUGUUUUACACUGAAGGAUUAAUUUCACUGAUUUACAGAAACCUGAGUUUACAGGAUACUGGAAUGUAUCAGUUUGGAGACUUCAGCAGGUUGAAUUACGACAUUAACCUGAAAGUGAACAGUGAUCCAUGUUGUAGUGGGACAAAAGCAGUAACAGGUCAAUUGGGACAGACUCUGAUGAUCAGCUGCUUCUAUCCAGUAGAGUUUGAAACAAACCCCAAGUCCUUCUACAGACUAGAUGGUUUCAAUGAAGCUGAACUGAUCCGUACGAGUGGAAAAGAACAACACCAGGACGGCAGAUUAUCCAUUUCUGAUGACAGGAAGAAUAAAGUUUUCAGUGUGAACAUCACUGAUUUGAGAAAAGAUGAUGGAGGACUUUAUUCCUGUGCAUUUACUGAAGACAUGCGUUCAUUCAGUUAUCAGUCGUUCUUCACAGUAUUUCAGCUCCAAGCUACUGAAGUAACAAAAGACACAACAGAGAAUCUAGAUGGCAAAUUAGACACAUCUGAGUCUGGAUCCACAUUCAUCAUCAUCAUCAUCAUCACCAUCACUGUGUGUAUCUUUGUGACUCUGCUGUUGAUGGGAGGAUUUAUACUCGUCUACAAGUUGAGACACAGAACACAAGAUUCUGUACCUAUAAGCCAGAGAACAGAAACAAAUAACACGGCUGCUGAUUAUGAAAAUAAUCUACUUCAGAUUCAGAACAUCAUGAUGUCUCCGGUCUACCAAAGCCUAACUCCCAAUACAAACCAAUCAGAUUCAAUCUACCAGAGUCUAGACACUAACACCAACCAGUCACAUUCAGUCUACCAGAAUCUAGAGGCUAACACCAACCAAUCAGAUUCAGCCUACCAGAGUCUAACUCCAAGCACCAACCAAUCGGAUUCAGUCUACCAGAAUCUAGAGGCUAACACCAACCAAUCAGAUUCAGUUUACCAAAGCCUAACUCCAAGCACCAACCAAUCAGAUUGUCUACCAGGUUCUAGACAUCAACACCAACUAAAACCAAUCAAUUAGACUCAUUUUUCUUGA
This is a messenger RNA of Tachysurus vachellii, 1429 nucleotides long. RefSeq lists its product as uncharacterized. NCBI's taxonomy places the organism in Eukaryota, Metazoa, Chordata, Actinopteri, Siluriformes, Bagridae. The transcript is spliced from 7 exons. The coding region runs from base 173 to 1414 and encodes 413 amino acids. The record is from RefSeq and is a predicted model, not a curated record.